Molecule: messenger RNA, 2008 nt
Organism: Vitrella brassicaformis
Lineage: Eukaryota; Vitrellaceae
Source: the annotation of a GenBank genome assembly
CCCGUUUCUCUGUCUGUGUGUCCUGCUCCUCACUGUGUGGUGCCGCUGCCCUGGCUGGGUGCUCCUCCCGUGGGGGCGUUGCCCGUCUGCUCAGGCAUGGACUGGAGCUGGCUGACCAGGGCCUCAGGCACGUUGCCCUGCAGGUUGAGGGCAGCGGGGUCGAACGGCUGACCUGCAAUGCAACACCGACCAGUCACAUAAUGAAGAAAUGAUCAGCUAGCUGUUCGUGUGCAUGUGUGCCUGUGUGUGAGUGUGUGUGGCUGUACCUUUGAAUGGCGAGCCCUCUGCGUCCCAUGCGUCCUUGAGCAGGUUGGCCGUCUUGAUCUGGUCGGACGUUGGCAGACCCUGGGCCUUCUGGUUCUGGUCGAACACUAUCUUGCUGCACACACACACACACGGAACGGGACAGUAUCACAUCAACACACAACCGAUCGAUAAGCGCCUGUCUGCCUGUCUGUGUGUCUGUCGCGCUCUCUCUGCCCUUACCGAAUCGCACCCUGAGUUUCGUCAUCGAAGUCCUCUGACAAUCCAUCAGACAACCAAACAGAGAAUGACAGACCCAUGGUUCCGUUGCCUUCUCUCAGCUUACCGAUCCUCUUGGAGGACUCAACUUUGGUGGGGUCGAUCUCAGGGUCGCCCUGCACAACACCAACACGUUCACACAAUCGUGAUGGUCGGUUGAUUGGCUGGCUGGCUGGUCAAGGGGCUUUCCGUGUCUGUGUCGGCUCCCGACUCACCUCGAUAACGCAUUUCCACCAGGUCUCCUUGGUCUUGAAGAGCGUCACCACAACGCGCUCGCCGUCCUCCAGGCUGCACACACCCACAGCAAGGAGCGACACAGUGAGGGUUCCGCUGGCAUGCAUGCGGAUGGUGGGAUUGUCGUGCGUGUGGUCACCUCCACGUCGAGUCCUCCUUGAGGAUUUUGUCGUACAGAGUGCCCUCCACUAUCACCUCACCGCGACACGACACCUGACGUACACACACACACACACACACACACCCCGACCGUAAGCCUCACUGGUUGUCUCCGUUGUCGUCCCUCCCUCCUCCUUUCAGGCCUACCUUGAGGGUCUGGCCGCCGAUGUCCACAGUAAUGUCCUUUGCGUGGCACCUGGAGACGGGCACCUCCACCGUCACCUCGGUGAAGGUCUGCGACCAGCGGUACCUGCCCGUCUCCCCCCCAUUCCACGUCGAGAUGUGCUUGGCCUCCUCGGGCGUCUCGUGCGUCUCCGCAGCCCUCGACGAGGUGUUCUCGGGUGUGGUGUCCUCGGGCAUGGCCUGCGGGUUGCCGUUGCGCAGCUCCAGGGGACGGUCCAUCUCGGCGGUGGGGAUGGGCGAGGAGGGACCACUGUCCACCCGUGCCGAGGUGGUCACGGGAGUCAGCAGUGAUGGGUUGACGGGGGCCAGUUCGUACUUUUUGUUGUUGUUGCCGCCGCCGUUCUUGUGGUUGGGAGAAGGCAGCUUGUCCUGACCGACACAGGUGAAGGGUGAAGCGCCAGAGAGAAGAGACGGCGUGCAUCGCAUCCAGAGGCAUGUGUGGCGUGCCCCCGUCAGCUGUAUACGUACGUACCGACAGUUGCCUGAGCUUGGCGGGCAGGCUCGGCUGCACACGGGAGAUGUACUGGCGCUGGUACUUCUGGAAGGUGUCCUUGAGCAUCUCCUCGGCUCGUCCGGGCACGAAGCCCAUCUUCUCGCCCCUCUCGGUCAUGAUGUGGAAGAAGUCCGUGCGACGCUCCAGGAAACCUGAGAGGUGAGAAGGUGAGAAACCAAGGGGAGAGAGGGAGCAUGCACCAGCUGACACAGUGUGUCACUGGGUGGUGUCCGCUGACUGAAGAAGGUCUCCAGGAGAGGCUCGAUGCCCUCGUGAUGACGCGCCAACCCCAGCAGCACAUCGUCGUAGCGGUCGGACAUCCUGGAGGCUGGAUCUCCUCGCGGAACAAGGUCGGCAGAUCAAGACGACGGGGAGGAAGAUGAAGACGACAAGGUGGCCUCACGCCCCUGUAAGCGA